GUACUUUACAUCAUGUUAUCCUUGCCCCAAUUCCUUCCAUCCAAACGAUCACGUAGGUUUACAUAAGCGACGAUAAAUAAGUAAUUCUAACUUGAGCUAAAGAAUGUUCUUUAUUAGACAAUUACCUACACAAGCACGUCAAUUUACAGCAUCCUCACUUCGCUUGAAGCACACCCUUCCACCUCUCCCAUACGCCUAUAAUGCGCUUGAGCCAUACAUUAAUGAGGAUAUUAUGACCACACACCAUUCAAAGCAUCACGCUACUUACGUCAAUGGUCUCAACGCUGCCGAGGAAUCUUACGUCAAGGCCCAAUCAGCUAACGAUGUUAAAUCAUUGAUUGCUCUCCAACCAGCUCUCAAGUUCAACGGUGGUGGCCAUAUCAACCACACACUCUUCUGGAAAAAUCUCACACCAGAAUCUGGAAAAACUAAGCCAACUGGAGCUUUAGCAGACCAAAUCAACAAAGACUUUGGCUCUUUUGACACUCUCAAGACUAAGCUCAACACAGCUACUGCUGGUAUCCAGGGUUCUGGCUGGGGAUGGUUAGGAUACAACAAGGAAGCAAAGAGACUUGAAAUCGCUACCACAGCCAACCAAGAUCCUCUCACUCACCUCGUACCAUUACUCGGUAUUGACAUUUGGGAGCACGCUUUCUACCUCCAAUACAAGAAUGUCAAGCCAGACUAUCUUAACGCUAUUUGGAAUGUUAUGAACCUUGAAGAAGCAGGUCAGCGUUUUGAUGCUGCUCAAUAAACUUAUUUAAUGUAAUUAAUUACGAAUUAAUGCGUGCAUUUCUUCAAAUUUACAUGUUUAUGAACGUUU
This is a messenger RNA of Wallemia mellicola CBS 633.66, 823 nucleotides long. Its product is annotated as manganese and iron superoxide dismutase. The coding region runs from base 104 to 754 and encodes 216 amino acids. Gene Ontology annotation, cellular component: mitochondrion. Gene Ontology annotation, molecular function: metal ion binding; superoxide dismutase activity. The transcript has 2 exons. Lineage: Eukaryota; Fungi; Basidiomycota; Wallemiomycetes; Wallemiales; Wallemiaceae. The record is from RefSeq and is a predicted model, not a curated record. Gene Ontology annotation, biological process: superoxide metabolic process.